Aspergillus ruber CBS 135680 is the source of this 1162-nucleotide messenger RNA. RefSeq lists its product as uncharacterized. The transcript has 4 exons. The record is from RefSeq and is a predicted model, not a curated record. The coding region runs from base 20 to 1162 and encodes 380 amino acids. Lineage: Eukaryota; Fungi; Ascomycota; Eurotiomycetes; Eurotiales; Aspergillaceae.
CUUGCAAUGUCUGCCAGCCAUGAACCGCAUGGAUGAAGAUCCGGGCGAUGAUAUCGCCUAUCGCAUAUGGAUUGGGACUAUUGUGACUGUGGUGCCGGCUACUGUUAUCACUGCGUUGCGGUUUACCGCGCGGACUGUUUCGCGGGUUGGGCUUUGGUGGGAUGAUUAUACUAUUGCGGCUGCUCUUGUGAUCAACUGGGGAAUGGCAGCUACACGAUGGGCACAAGUUCUGAUGUAUGACCAUGGCCGGCAUACUCAAUACGUAGCGUCCGAAAAAGUCAUAAACUUUCAGAUAAGCUUCAUCGCGGUACAAAUAACGUAUUUCUGCAAUGCCGUCUUCACCAAAGCCUCUUUGUUACUUCUCUACCACCGAAUUUUCGGCGUCGUCUCGGGGUUUCGCUGGGCUCUAGGAAUCUCAGCAUUUCUAGUCACGGCAUACUUUAUUGCUUGCACUAUCGUCACCAUUGCUGGCUGCUCGCCUGUCUCGUACUAUUGGUAUAGACAUCAAGAAGGGUCCUGCAUCGACGAAGUCAACUUUUACCGAUGGAACGGUAUCGUCAACAUGCUCCUGGAUGUGUUGGUUCUGUGCCUACCGUUCCCGAUGACCUGUCGUGUAAAGACAUGUCUCCGCCAAAAGCUAAUACUAACGGGAAUAUUCCUCCUCGGUGGAUUCGUCUGUAUCGUCUCCGUCCUCCGCAUAAUAGCCUUCGAUUUCUCUGAUGCCAACGACCCCAUGUACAGCACAAUCGACACAGCAACAUGGUCCUCUAUCGAGCAAUCCGUCGGCAUAAUCUGUGCCUGCCUCCCAACUCUCCGCCCCAUGUUCAGACAACUAUACGACGCUACUCGCCAUUCCACGGAUAAGGAAAGCGGGUCUGGAUCGCACACGCUUUCGUAUUCGUUGCCUAUUCGCCUGUCGCAGUUGGGCUCGUCGCAGACUGAGGCUGAUGGGAGUACGGUUUGUUUUGCGAGGUUGCCUACUGCUACUACUGCUACGGAUGGGUCAAGAUCGAGGGCGUCGUCGAUGCCGCAUACGAGGGUGGGGUAUGAGAUGGGGUUUGAUAAGUAUGGGUAUGCGCCAUCGAUACCGUCGGUUGCGACUGGGGGGAGGAGUCGGGCUGAGUCGAGUGGGUUUGGGAAGGAGGCGCAGCAGUGUGUAUGA